AUGGUUGAUAAAAUUGAUAUGGCUUUGGACGACAUCAUUAAAGCUGGAAAAAAAGGAGGAAGAGGAGGAGGUGCUGGAAGAAAAAUGGAUACAAAAAAAUCAAAUCGUGGUGCAGGAGGUGGCUUUCGAGGCAACCGUUCGGGUGGCACUUUGCGUGGCAGAAAUCGUGGUGGGGUGUCCAAACCAACAAAUUAUUCAAGGGGUGAUGUUAACAGUACGUGGAAACAUGACAUGUUCAAUGAAUUCAGUACCAUGAAAAUUCAGAGAGGUGCACAAAUAUCGACUGGACCUAGCAAACUGCUUGUUUCCAAUUUAGAUUUUGCAGUUUCAGACUCGGAUAUCCAGGAAUUGUUUUCAGAGUUCGGUAUUUUAAAAAGUGCCGCAGUGCACUAUGAUAGAUCUGGCAGAUCUUUAGGUACAGCUGAUGUAGUCUUUAACCGGAGAGCAGAUGCAUUAAAAGCAAUGAAGCAGUACAAUGGUGUUCCACUUGAUGGUCGAGCAAUGAACAUUCAACUAGCAACAUCUGAAAUUAGCUCAUUGAGAGCAGAACCUAGAAACAAACCUAUAGUAGGAAGAGUAAUGAGAAGAAAUUCUGGGAACAAAGAGGGCAAUGUUCACAAAGUAAAUGUUCGUGGACGUGGUGGAAAGCGUGGUGGACGAGGAGCUGGAAUAAGAGGAAAGCGGCCAGUACCAACUGCUGAACAACUUGAUGCAGAGUUAGAUGCAUAUGUAAAAGAAAUCAAGUGA
This is a messenger RNA of Pieris macdunnoughi, 747 nucleotides long. The record is from the annotation of a GenBank genome assembly. NCBI's taxonomy places the organism in Eukaryota, Metazoa, Arthropoda, Insecta, Lepidoptera, Pieridae.